This is a messenger RNA of Ctenocephalides felis (cat flea), 2241 nucleotides long. RefSeq lists its product as uncharacterized. The record is from RefSeq and is a predicted model, not a curated record. The transcript has 8 exons. The coding region runs from base 1 to 2241 and encodes 746 amino acids. NCBI's taxonomy places the organism in Eukaryota, Metazoa, Arthropoda, Insecta, Siphonaptera, Pulicidae.
AUGCAGUUGCAGCAACAGUCUGCUCAGCAACAGCAACAGUUGUCCUGCGAUGUCCAGCAACUUCAAAAUGAGAUCUCGGAAUUGAGACGAAUUUUGCAAGUUCGAGACCGUCGGAUAGAGACCCUGGAAAGUGCCUGUCUCAGGGAGACUGAUCGCAUUGCAGAACUUCAGACAACUUUGGGAGUCUGGCAGGAGAAAUAUGAUAGAUUAUACGAUUCGCACGUGCGUGUCCAGAAAUUAAACCAGGGUUUAGAAGACAAAUUAUUAAGGCUGGUCGACCGAGGUGCAGGCGAAAGGGCCCAAUUGACCAGCGACGUGGCCACUUUGUCGGUCAGGUUGGCCCAGGCCAAUUAUACCGUCACCAAUUUACAAAGAGAAGUAGAACGUUAUAAAAGUGACAUGAGUCUUGCAAUUCAACUUAUACAAUGCAAACCAGAUAACUUUGUUCCACAAAAAUUAAAUUCUUUGCCAUUAGACGUCCAAUCCAAAGUGGCGGCCUACAUGCGCCUCGAUGCCGAAUCGGCUACUCCGCCCGGCAGCUCGGCUUCGUCGCCCCGAAGGCCGCGCAGCGACUACCGCAUGCUGCCCGGAGGAACUCCUCCGAGGGACAACAGCCCUUCGCCGGCGAGCGGAACGGGGCCUAACACCUGCCCCUUUCCGCCGACCGCCAUGGUCUACGGGAUGAGGGGAUACGCUUCUCCAGACACAGACGGCGAUUCCUACACAAACGAAGACAUCAGCGUCUCGGCCGCAGUGGUGGCCAAAGUGCUCGAAGACGGCAUCAGAGACACGAAGCACCACUGCGAAACCUGCCGUUGUGCCACAAAAGACUUGAAUUUACUCAUCGAACCCUUAUCACAAUUUUCGAUAUCGACCCAAACCUACGCCCCAUUUCCCGAACAAAACAUCUGCGUCCGAUGUUGCAGCCACGUCAUCUCCAAAACCGACAUCCAGAACAUCAAAAACGCCACCAACGAUAUCAGUAAAAUGCUUAAAUCAAAUGUCAGUAAACUCCACGAAGAUUUGAUAAGUUUCGAUAAUCCUGUGGGAUUGGUUGGCCAUCAUCGACUCUGUGAUAAAUUGAAUAAGGAUGAUUAUAAAAUUGAUGUUCUGGACAGGAGAGACAGGAAUGGUGGUGCUGAUUUGCUGGAUGUUGAUGGUGGUGCCAAGAGUAAUGGUGGUGAUCGUAAAAAAAGUUUUGGAGGUUCCACUGGCAAGACGAGCCAGUGCUCGUCGAAGAUAUUCGAGAAUUUUAAUAGGAAUCUUAUACAGUCGAUUAAGUCUGAAAACCCGAAAGCCGGUCCAAGACUAUGCUCUCUCCGAAUCCAAGACGGAAGUCCCAACGUCAUUUUGAACAAAUCCGAAAACAACAUGGCACCAGUCUUAUACACCAGAAGAAAACUGGAUUUAGAAAACGAAGUCAUAUCUUCCAGUAAACAUCAAAAUCCCUCAAACACCAAACUCACCCUCCGAGAUUUGAUGGAAAUUAACCGAAAACUGUUGGCAGUUGGUCAAAAUCAGGAGCAGGAGGAUAAGGUGAGGUUGUUUAGGAACAAAUUGGAUGAUGAUAAAUUAGGUGAUCAGCAAGAAGGUGUUAGACAAGAUCCUUGUGGUGAGAGUAGUGCUGGUAAAAAUGAUAAGAGAACGUUGGGUGAUUAUAGUGGUGAAGCUAUUUACAACACCACAAACCGCGACUCAGGAAUCAACUUAUCAGACGACGUCGACACAAAUCACGCUGAAGAAUCCAUCAACCAUCCAGAAAACUUCAACAACAACCAACUGGACAAACUAAACUCCAGCACCGGUGACAACACAAGCCAAUCCCUAGAAUCCAGUUCCAUGUCAAGUGCAGAAAUUCGAGAAAGUGCCCAACUUUUACGCCAACAACUACACAGAGUCGCAGAAUGGGUCAACGCCAAUGCCAAUAUGGAUAAUGCAAAUUGCACAGACAGUGAUAGUGGUUCCCAUAAAAAUAGAUCUAAAGCCAGUUAUAAAUCCCACAGAAUGUCCCUGGAUAGUGUGGAUUUGUACAGGAACCUGGACUAUAACCAGAGAAUUAGGUUGCAUCAAGCCAACGACGAUAAAGAUGGUACCAGAAACAAGGUGCCGGAGCAAGAAAACGUUUGCAAUGGUAAUAUUAGUGAGGAGAAAGAAAUGACUGAUUUAGAGCAGAUGGAGUAUAAUGUGAAGCAGUUUUUGUUGAGGCAGAAUGAGUGGUCGGUUUGUAAUAGUCAUAUGUAA